AUGGAUAUCCUUGAUCCGGAUAUGGGCAUACUUGAUGGUGGCGAUCUUCGUGUGGGAUUAGGCCCUCCCGACGUUCACGUACAUAGCCGUGGCCUCGUCCUUCACGCCCAUGUUUCCGUUCUCCGACCUGGCCCGCGAUUUUUCGAUGUCGCAGAACAAGACGAGGGUGGCGUCUUCCACUUGAACCUUGAGAAUGAGGAUGCCGAUCUGGGUCUGGACGACCGCGAGUCGACGAUGGACACCUGCCACGCUAUUCUGUACAUCGCGAGAACCUAUGGUCUCUGGGACGUGCAAGUCAUCGUCUUCGAGCCACUUCGAAAGCUGUUCAGAGAGAAGGCUCAUACGCUCGCGCUUUACCAUGUGGCCUUGGACGAACAACAGUUACCUGGAGGGAUCUUUGACGUUUUGGGGGGCGAGUUCGUAGCAGAAUUCGUCCAAAUGACGCAGUUUGUGUACUCGUCCCCUGAAUACGGUCGCAUCCGCCCGCUCUUCGAGUUCUUUAUCAUCAUGACUCAGGGUCGCGCCCUGAAAUAUGACGUGUUCCGCGACCUGGUGCUGUCGACUCCCUCUUACUUGGCCGACAUCUACAAUAGGAUGAUGUGCAUUAUCGGUGAACACCUUGAUUGGUGA
Messenger RNA from Annulohypoxylon truncatum, 630 nucleotides. RefSeq lists its product as uncharacterized. The record is from RefSeq and is a predicted model, not a curated record. The transcript has 4 exons. Bases 1 to 630 code for a protein of 209 amino acids. NCBI's taxonomy places the organism in Eukaryota, Fungi, Ascomycota, Sordariomycetes, Xylariales, Hypoxylaceae.